Messenger RNA from Lactuca virosa, 258 nucleotides. NCBI's taxonomy places the organism in Eukaryota, Viridiplantae, Streptophyta, Magnoliopsida, Asterales, Asteraceae. The record is from the annotation of a GenBank genome assembly.
AUGAAACUAGACACCGGAGAUGUCGCUCUCUGUCGGAGAGGAGGGACUCCACCGGCUGGGUGUCGCUGGAGAGGAAGGGAUCCACCGGUUGGGUGUCGCUGGAAAGCGCUGGAUGGCGAGGCGGGGCUGGACGGAGGUCAAAAGUGGGAGGCAUCGGCGCUAAGAGAAACGUCGGAGGUAGGAGAAGCUGUCGACGUCGAGAACUUAGAAGAAGAGAAAGGGUUUUGUCGAAGUGAGAAAGAGAGAAAGGGAAAUUGA